CGCCAUUUUGAUUAAUCAUCGAAAUAAAUCAAUUCAAUUACAAUUAGUUGGUAAUUGUUGGAAUUGGUCUACCUGGAAAAAUUAUAUCGUCUUUGGCUGAGUUAAAAAAAUAAAAUGUAUAAAUUGGGUAGCAUUUAACGAAAUGAGUGCAAGUGGCUAUAAUAAACAAAUAAGAGAUGAAAAAACAAGCGCUUUAUCAGCCUUUUAUAUUUAGUGGAAAAUACUUUGAAAUCGUAGAUCAGUAUAUUGAAACAAGUCACCAACGUACAGGAGACUUUAUAAGUGCGCGUUGUUUACAUUGCCCAGAUGGAAGGACAGUAAUUAAAGCGCCUCGAAAGGUAUCCUCAAAUUUGUUAAGACAUAUGCGACAACAUCACCCCCAGGUCUACGAAGAAUAUCGUCAAAACAAGCCAAGAGCAAGUCAGAGGCGCAGAACACUAGAGUCGGAAAUGUGUUAUUUCCUUAAACAGACUGAACCAACGAAUACUUUAGUAAAAUUGGAAAGUUGCGAGAUAGAGUCUGAGACUAUCGUUCCAAGCUCUGUACCAAUAAUGGAUAACAAUCAGUAUAAUCAAUAUGUAUCUACUCAAACCGGUUUCCAUGAAAACUCCGAUAGGCAAUAUGUAAACUACCAGACAUUUGUGCACAAUACGCCCGACCCAAUGAGUAUUAAUGAUCAAUCAACAUACAAUAUUAAACCAGAAGCUGAAUAUAAUCAUACGGGCGUUUCAGGCUAUGAUGCUAAUAACAGUACGCAAAUGGUUCAAGUGGAUGACAGUAAUGAAGCCGAUUUGCAAGCAUUCGAUUCCGAUGACAUACCAGUUAUAGUAAACGGAAAAUAUUUUAAAAUUGUUGAAGAGAUAAACGCUACAGAACAUCAGCGUGCCACACGGGGCAUUGUAGCAGUUUGUCAACAUUGCUCCCGUGAAAAAGCAAGGCCGAUACAUGGAUCCAUGAGAAUAACUUCGAAUUUCGUUCGACAUUUGAAGACUCUUCAUCCAGAAAAAUACAAAGAAUUUGUAACUGAUAGGCAAAACUAUGCUCGUUUGCAGCGACCAAAGAGGGGUCAAAAACGCAAAUUUGCACUUGAUGGGCAGUAUGGAAACUGUUCACGAUUAGAAGGAUACUUUGAUAGCGAAACUAAUGCGCAGUACCCAGAAGGUGCUUCUGCAUACAACGAUGACACUCAACCUUCGUCAGCGAAUAAUUCUUAUAAUGCAGACAAUACCGACGCUGAAUCGAACGAUACUCAUUUAUCAGGAGAUCAGGAGGAAAAAAUUAGUUUGCCCUCUUGCCAACUAACAUGCGAUCCAAAUGACAUACCUACCAUACUAAAUGGAAAAUACUUUAAAAUUGUUGAGCAAGACAUGAAUAGUCAUCGCGCUUCUGUCAGCGUUGUAGCUGCCUGCCAGUUUUGCGACACUGAUAAGUUGGUAAAAGGUCCACUCAAAGUGACAUCAAAUUUCGUGCAACAUUUGCGUUCGCAUCAUUUUAAGGAGUAUAAUAUGUAUGUACAAGAAAAAUUCCACAGCAACAUAAGAGGCCGACGCACACUUACUAGACAGCCAACCACAAUGCCAUUUAUUGAAAAACUCUUGAAUUUCAUUUUGUUAUCCAACGUACCAGUCUCUGUAGUGGAAGAGCCAUCUUUCAUUGAACUUUUUCAAGGCACCGGCCUAGCAGUGUGCUCCUCAUCGCAACUACUUGCGCGUCUGGAUGAGUCGCAUACAUGCUUUGUAGAAAAUAUAAAGCGCAGCCUGCUGGAUGUACGGUGCAUUUGUGUAACGGCUGAUAUUUGGACUAGUCGAAAUAAACACUACUUUGGCUACUGUGGUUUUUGGUUAGAUAAUGAACUUAAGCGCCAGAUGGCAGUGUUAUCAUGCGUUAGGCUCAGUAGUAUGCCGACUAACAAUGAAAUUCAGUCCUUAAUAGGGCAGAUACAUAGCAAUUAUGAAUUGAGCGCAGAUAAAAUCAUAUGUACAGUGGUUGAUGGCGUGCAGGAUUACGUUCAAACAUAUCACAAUUUCAGCAUUAAAAGUAUGUGCAACGAAUACUACGAUGAAGACUUCGGGUUCUCUAUCAGCAGUGCUCAGCAUUUAUUGAACCAACUGCCACAGCAAAUGAAACGUGGUGAAUAUAGUUUACAUCAAUUGACAGUUUUUGACUUUAACAAUAUAUUAAAAUCACAUGAAAUGCUGCAACUUGCGUUGACACGGUAAAUUACUUUGGUACCAAGCAUGUCCUUG
Molecule: messenger RNA, 2246 nt
Organism: Rhagoletis pomonella (apple maggot)
Lineage: Eukaryota; Metazoa; Arthropoda; Insecta; Diptera; Tephritidae
Exons: 9
Coding region: 177-2219 (680 amino acids)
Source: RefSeq, a predicted model, not a curated record